AUGGAAAGGUUCGGUGAAGGAAAUUAUGAUUACGGUGGAGGAUAUGGUCAACAAAGUGGCAGUAGCGAAUCAUACAAUCAAGGAGGAUACAUGACGAGACAAAUGAGUGCCGGUGUAAAACCUCCGAGGCCAAUGGUCGAUCCUAACGAAACGGGAGAAGUUGAUCCAGAAAAAUAUGGUCCAGCUAAAGAUGCCACACAUAAAAUCAGAGGAAAAUCAGAUGUUUUAGAAUUUUUAUUUGGUUCCGUCGACCAAGAACUACUCAUGGUCAAAACAUUUUAUUUUUUUUUCUAUUCUGCUUUUGGCUCAUUAUUUCCCCUGAUGGGAGUUUAUUUUAAACAAAUGGGUAUGAAUGCCGGUCAUUGCGGUUUACUCAUCGGUACCAGACCAUUCGUUGAAUUUUUAUCAGCACCUUUUUGGGGAAGUUAUGCAGAUAGGUGGCAAAAAGGUAAAACGCUUUUGUUAACAUCACUUGCUUGCUGGAUCGUUUUUACUCUACCCAUCGGAUUCAUACAACCUCCUGCAACGUCUUGCAUGGAAAGGAAAAACGAUGAAUAUACUCUUAAGGUUCCAGAAGUGACACGUCCUGGUUUAUUAAAAAGAGAAAUUCAUCUCGAUUCAUACGAUUUUAAUUUUAUUCCAAAUGAUAAUCUCGAUGUUCCUCACAUAGUUAAUAAACGAUCCAUCAGACCGAUAGCUAACAAAUCACCUGUUGAAGUAGGUUUGCUUAUACCUAAUUAUAACGAAAAAGAACAUAAAGAUUUAGUUUUACCAUCUUUUAGUUCGAUCGUUUAUCGCACGCAGGAUAUUCAAAAAGCAUUCUUUUUGCUUCUUUUAUUAGUCGUAAUAGGAGAAUUUUUCAGUGCUCCAGCGAUAACAUUAGCAGAUUCAGCUGUCAUAACAUUGCUGGGGGAAGAUGCUGACCGUUACGGACAUCAAAGAAUGUUUGGGUCUUUGGGAUGGGGUUUGGCUAUGUUUUUUGUCGGUAUUGCAUUGGAUCAUUCGACUUCUUUUCCCGAUCAUCCCUGCGGUCCUACACCGAUGGAAAAAAAUUACACAAUUUGUUUUGCUACGUUUAGUGUUUUAAUGGGAGCCGCAUUGAUAACGGCAACUCAAAUUAAUUUCAAGUAUGAAGAUCCACCCGAACCGACAAUCGAAAAACCUCCAGUUUCAAUAACACAAGAAGAUACUUUACAAAAUCAACUUGGACAACAGUUAGGAUUGCCAAAUUUAAAUACACCGAAUAUCAAUGCUCAGCCAGCACAGCCAGCACCUAAUAUUGGACAAACGAAAAUGUUUGCACAAACAACAAGAGAAAUGCCAGAAUGGGUUACGGUACUGAAACAAUUUAAAAAUUUAAAAUGUGCCUCUUUUCUUUUUGUUGCGUGGUUUAUGGGUUUUGGUAUCGGUUUGAUUUUCACGUUUUUGUUUUGGCACUUACAGGAUUAUGGCGGUUCUCCAACUUUAUUCGGAGUGGCAUCAGUAAUAAAUCACAUAUCGGAAAUUUUUGCUUAUUUCUUCAGUUUUCGAUUAAUAACUCAAAUGGGUCACGUUAAGGUAUUAUGCCUUGGCCUCCUUGGAAACGUUGUAAGAUUUUUAUACAUUUCUUGGUUGACAAAUCCAUGGUGGGUUUUACCAUUUGAAUUCAUGCAAGGUAUAACCCAUGCCGCUGUUUGGGCAGCUUGUUGUUCCUACAUAGCCCAUAAUACUCCUCAUCAUUUGAGAUCAUCAGCGCAGGGAGUUUUGCAAGGUAUCCAUCACGGUUUGGGUCGUGGAUGCGGUGCUGUGAUCGGUGGAAUCUUAGUAAAUUACUGCGGAAGUACAAAUACCUUCCGUGGUUACGGUUUUGCAUGUGCUUUGAUACUCGGAGGAUUUGUCUUCAUUAACUUUUAUCAUAAAGAUGUUGGAUUCGUAUCGGAUCUUCCUCCAACUGAAGAUCCACAUCAGGUAGCAGAAGAAACGUCCCAUCUUGCUCCUCACGGAGUUCCAAGUAAUCCAAUUCCAAGAGCAUUGUCAAGCACUAGAAUCCACGAUUUAGGAAACGAUGAACAAAGUACUUACGGAUCAACUUAUCAAACGGCUGAUGGUAGUUUAGGAAUACCAGGACAAAUGGGUGGUAAGUAA
Pediculus humanus corporis (human body louse) is the source of this 2124-nucleotide messenger RNA. RefSeq lists its product as uncharacterized. The transcript has 8 exons. Bases 1 to 2124 code for a protein of 707 amino acids. Gene Ontology annotation, cellular component: membrane. Lineage: Eukaryota; Metazoa; Arthropoda; Insecta; Psocodea; Pediculidae. The record is from RefSeq and is a predicted model, not a curated record.